This is a messenger RNA of Xyrauchen texanus (razorback sucker), 3576 nucleotides long. Its product is annotated as serine/threonine-protein kinase pdik1l-like. NCBI's taxonomy places the organism in Eukaryota, Metazoa, Chordata, Actinopteri, Cypriniformes, Catostomidae. Gene Ontology annotation, cellular component: cytoplasm; autophagosome. Gene Ontology annotation, biological process: protein autophosphorylation; autophagy; autophagosome organization. The coding region runs from base 314 to 1339 and encodes 341 amino acids. Gene Ontology annotation, molecular function: ATP binding; protein serine/threonine kinase activity. The transcript is spliced from 4 exons. The record is from RefSeq and is a predicted model, not a curated record.
GAAAGGAAGAAAAGGAAAAGGGUUGUGUGCGUGCGUGUGUAUGGCGGCCUCCGUUUAUUAUGGCUGCCCGCAAAAGAGAAGAGUCAAAGCAGUUACGCUGGGAAUAAGAUUCGUCGUGCACAGGAUAUGUCCCAGUCCAGGCCUUCUAGCUGGCCUUGAGUUUUAAGUUAUGUACGUAGUUGAAAGCGAAGAGCGUAAGAUCUAGCUGAUAAGCCAGCUGUCAUUGCUGCUAUCACCAUUGAGAAAAACCCAAGAUGAAAACAGGAAAGGAGGGCUGGUUUUCGCUUCAAGCAAAUUGGUGAGGAAGAAGAGGAUGGUGAGCAGUGAGGCGAAGUAUGAGCUGAUCCAGGAGGUGGGCCGGGGCAGUUACGGUGUGGUAUACGAGGCAGCAAUACGGCAGACGGGCGCUCGCGUGGCUGUGAAGAAGAUCCGCUGUCACUCCCCGGAGAAUGUGGAGCUGGCCUUGAGGGAAUUCUGGGCCCUCAGCAGCAUCCAGAGCCAGCACCCGAACGUCAUCCACCUUGAAGAAUGUGUCCUGCAGAGAGAUGGUCUCGCUCAGAGGAUGAGCCAUGGCUCCAGCUCCUCACUAUAUCUGGAGUUGGUGGAGACCUCCCUGAAAGGCGAGAUCACAUUUGACCCGCGCUGUGCCUACUACCUGUGGUUCGUCAUGGAUUUCUGCGAUGGUGGAGACAUGAACGCAUAUCUGCUGUCCCGCAAACCCAGCCGCAAAACCAACACCAGUUUCAUGCUUCAGCUAGGCAGUGCGCUCGCCUUCUUGCAUCGCAACCAGAUCAUCCACAGAGACCUCAAACCCGACAACAUUCUCAUCUCGCAGAGCCGUAGCCCGGCCGGUUCGCCUGAGCCCACCCUGAAGGUGGUCGACUUUGGCCUCAGCAAGGUCUGCUCGUGUUCGGGUCUGAACCCUGAAGAACCGGCCAGCGUCAACAAGUGUUUCUUGUCCACGGCUUGUGGGACAGACUUCUACAUGGCCCCAGAAGUCUGGGAGGGCCACUAUACUGCUAAGGCAGACAUUUUUGCACUGGGAGUGAUCAUAUGGGCCAUGGUGGAGCGGAUCACAUUUGUGGACGUGGAGACACAGAAGGAGCUGUUGGGGAGCUAUGUACAGCAGGGGGAAGAUAUUGUCCCAUUGGGGGAAGCUCUGUUGGAAAACCCCAAGAUGGAGCUCCACAUCCCAGCCCGAAAGAAGAGCAUGAACGCUGGCAUGAAGCAACUAAUUCGAGAGAUGCUGUCUGCCAAUCCACAAGAGCGACCCGAUGCCGUUGAGCUGGAGCUCAGGCUAGUUCGGAUCGCGUGCAGGGAACUCGACUGGGACACGUGAGAGGACGGCAUCUCAGACAGGGGACUAGGAAGACUCUUUCUUUUGAGCAUCAGAACACAUUGUUUGGGGGCGGGAAUGGGUUUUUAGGGGGGUGAUUGCACAGGUCCUUGGUCUUUUCUUUAAACUAUGUUGAAGAAGGUGUAGUACGACUCAUCCACUGAUGUUAAAUGCUCUCCAAUGUCUCAACUGUCCAUAAGCACACAGGAACUUUGGUUUCAUUGAGGAAAAACAUCAGAUUUCCACUCAUUGACGCCUUCCUAUUGAAAGAAUAUUCCGGGUUCAAUACAAGUUCAGCACAAUCGACAGCAUUUAUGACAAUGUUGAUUACCACAAAAAAAAUCUUAUUUUGACUCGUUCCUCCUUUUCUUUAAAAAAAAAACACAAAUCUGAUUUACAGUGAGGCACUUACAAUGGUAGUGAAUUGGGCCAAUUUUUGUAUGUAAAGCUAAGAAUUUUAUAAAGCACUAACAUUAAAUCUUCAGUUAAAACGUGUGUAAUAUUUGAGCUGUAAAGUUAUUUAAAUGGUCAUUUUAGUGUUUAUGGUCUGUUGACAUUACAUCGUCAUGGCAAUGAAGUUGUAAAAUUGGCUAUAACUUUACACACAAAAAGUUAGUAUCUGUUUACACACAUAUCCUUUAUGUCUUGUGUCUAUAUUUUCAGUGUCCAAAAAUUGGCCCCCAUUCACUUCCAUUGUAAGUGAGAAAAUGAGGGACGAGUCAGUUCAUUUUUGUGGUAAUUAACAUUAUGCCACAAAUGCUGUCCAUUUGAGCUCAACUUGAAUUGAACUUGCAAUAUUACUUCAAGAGGUUCCAGAACAUUCCCGUACUCAUGUAGAGUAGGGCUGGGCAGUAUAGCUAUAAAAAAGUCUAGUUUGGUAUUUUGACUAAUUUAAAUAUUUAAUAGUUAUGAGCAAAACUACAAGUAAAAAACAAUAAUAAAAAAACCUUAGGUGUCAGCAUCAUUAUUUUUUUUGUAUUCAGAGAUAUUUAGGUGUAUUAUUACAAUCAGUUGACUUUUACUGAAGCAGACAGUUUAAACGAACCAGUUUGCUGCAAUGAAUCGAACAUCUAAACUCUGUGUUCUUUGCUACUGAGAUUUAUAUCAGACUGCGAAAAUAUCCCAGUCUUAGCGUGCUUAUUCACAAUAUUCACAAUUUUGGUUAUGUUUUCAUCAACAACAAUGUAAUCUUGAAUAUGUCUUAAAUUUUUUCGAUAUAUCACCCAGCCCAAAUGAAGAUUUAAUAGAGAGCAGCAAACUCAUGGCUUCCAUCUCUCUUGGUAACUUGUCUUUCAUUACCUUCUCUUUGAGAGCUCGUCCUACAUCACUCCCAGUGCUAAAUCAACUUCUGACGCAGGAAAUAACAGCCUCUUAUACAGCCACCUUGAUAUUUUCAUGGUCAAAUUUAACAGCUUUUGUACAACGGGAUCAAUAACUGUUUUUCAGCACUUCGCUCACAUAAGGGCUUCAGGGAUUUGAAUUUGUAUUGCUCAAUUUGAAAAGUGUUUUUUCACCUUUUCUACAAAAUAUUUCAAGGCAAUAGUUUGUAGUUGAUAUUUCAAAAGAGAUGCAGUAAAUUAUUCUAUAAUCAAUGAUUGCCCUCAAUAAAAUAAAACAAGUAAUUCAUUGACAAAAAAAGACGUUUUAAGGCAAUUCUGUGUAAAUACUCCUCUUAGCAUUUGCUUCAUGCUAGAAAGGUGCACAUUCCUGCAUCACUCUGUGGUUUGUCCAGCUCAGCCUGACUGAAAUGACCAAAACCUAGUCAGCCUGAUCUCAUGAAAAUUACAAUUGAUGUUGCGACAUGUUUGCAAAAUGAAAUCACAAGGUUUAUUACAUGCAUUGUGUUAGUUCUGAGAUUAAAUGUCCACUGUGUGGCGCUAAAAGCGAGUUUAUUGUAGGUUUUUAAGGUUAAUGCUGUAUCGAGUUUUAAAUCAACAAAACAGACCUCACUAACCAUUAAUCCUAAACCCAGCCUACAGUAUAUAUUCAUAAAGAGCUAUUGUGAGAUAAAAACACAUUUGCUGAAGCAACCACGUCAUUUUGUGGUGCUUUUAUGACACUUUCGACUCACGUGUUGUACCCAGGUCAUUUGCAAUGCAAGUGCAACGCUCUCUCAGUUGAGCUACUGUGCAAUUUGUUUGCACUUGAAUAAGCUCGUAAAUGUAGUUGUGAUGUAAUACAAACAAUAAACAUUUUAAUUGUGAUUUGUGUGAAAGCGAAUAAAAGUCAUUGUUGUUGUA